This is a messenger RNA of Loa loa (African eye worm), 1536 nucleotides long. Its product is annotated as frizzled/Smoothened family membrane region containing protein. The transcript has 6 exons. Gene Ontology annotation, biological process: non-canonical Wnt signaling pathway; canonical Wnt signaling pathway. Bases 1 to 1536 code for a protein of 511 amino acids. The record is from RefSeq and is a predicted model, not a curated record. Lineage: Eukaryota; Metazoa; Nematoda; Chromadorea; Rhabditida; Onchocercidae. Gene Ontology annotation, cellular component: plasma membrane. Gene Ontology annotation, molecular function: Wnt-protein binding; Wnt receptor activity.
AUGCAAAUGUGCCGGGAUAUACCAUAUAAUAUGACGUUAUUCCCGAAUAUUUUGGGACAUACCAAAGAAGAAGACGCAUCCCUUGAGAUCCAUCAAUUUUUGCCUUUGGUUAAGGUGAAAUGUAGCGAAGAUCUGAAAUUUUUCCUUUGUACCAUAUAUGCACCUGUAUGCACUGUACUUGAACGGCCAAUACCACCAUGUCGGCAUCUCUGUUUAUCUGCCAAAAAUGGUUGUGAAAAUUUAAUGAACAAAUUUGGCUUCAAGUGGCCACCUUUGUUGGCGUGCGAGCGUUUUCCCGUGGAUGGUAUGUGCGUCGGAGAAAAUAAGCCGGAUAUGAGCACCGAGGCACCGCAUUUGCGAUCGCGAAGCCCAGUUACACAAAUUGAAUGCCCGCAUACUAUGCAGGUUAUUAGCAAAUCAAGGUAUUCCUUGAAAAUUUCGAACACCACAUUAGAGCAAUGCUCAUUACCGUGUUCUGCCGAUAAUCUAGUGCCGAUGUUUUUCGAUACUCGAAUAAGACGAUAUUUGCGAUUUUGGACAGGUGCUUGGGCAGUAGCAUGUUGUGCCAGCUCACUUUUUACGGUAUUAACAUUCUCAAUCGAUAUGGCGCGUUUCCCUUAUCCAGUUAGACCUAUUCAUUAUUUGGCAGUAUGCUAUCUGUUUAUAUCAUUCGUCUACAUGAUUGGUUUGGUUGCGGAGGAUAAAAUAUCCUGCUCGGCUAUUUCAGCUAGCAGCAGUCCACUAGUUUCUCAAGGUAUCGACAAUUUCUCGUGUACAGUUGUUGCAGUUACACAUUAUUAUUUCAGCAUGGCAAGUGGUAUAUGGUGGGUGAUAUUAUGUUUAGCUUGGUUUCUGGCAGCAAAUCUGAAAUGGGCUCAGGAAUCAAUUGAAAGCUUAGCUUCAUAUUUUCAUGUUCUUGCUUGGGGCAUCCCAGCAUUUUUAGCAAUUAUUAUUCUUGUUACGAAUACUAUCGAUGGUGAUCUAUUCACAGGAAUUUGUUCAGUAGGGAAUUUGAGACCAUCCGCACUUUUCAAUUUUGUCUUUGUGCCAAUAUUCGUAUGCAUCGCACUUGGUUUAUUAUUGCUGGGAUGCGGCAUUAUUUCAAUGCUUCGGAUACGCCGUUACAUCAAAUUCAAGCAUAGCGAUAUUGACCAGAAUAUUCGGAAAUUGGAAAAACUUAUGCUCCGCAUAUCAGCAUUUGCUUUCAUGUAUACCCUUCCAACAAUGGUUAGUGCUGCAUGCAUCGUCUACGAAGCAUUUAUGAUGGAAAGUUGGUUGGCUAAUUGGUUGGCUAUCCGAUGCACGCGUCCUGAUCGCGCUGCUUUUGGUUUUGCGCAACCACGUCAAACGUGUGUGCCACAAACAGACGUUAGACCACCAGAUUUAUUGAUUUAUUUUUUCAAAUAUUUAAUGCAACUUGUGGUCGGCAUAACAUGUGCUGUAUGGGUAUGUAGCAGUAAAACAUUGAGUAGUUAUUCACAAGCAUAUGCCAGGAUUGUACACGGCCGAUCUCAAGUACCAACCAUCGUUCAUUAG